Molecule: messenger RNA, 5422 nt
Organism: Limulus polyphemus (Atlantic horseshoe crab)
Lineage: Eukaryota; Metazoa; Arthropoda; Merostomata; Xiphosura; Limulidae
Exons: 6
Coding region: 216-1052 (278 amino acids)
Cellular component (GO): Mis6-Sim4 complex; kinetochore
Source: RefSeq, a predicted model, not a curated record
AAAGCUUUAGUAUUGAAAUGGAUUUAAUAAAUAAGACAGGAAAUUAUUUAUUUCCCAGGACACGAAAAGUUUCGUUAUUUGUUUGUUUGUUUGUUUAUUGCAUUUUGUGCAAAACUACAAAUAAAACAUAAGUGUUAGGUUUGUGAAAUCACAAUAUUUUCUUCAUCUGUUGACCGUGGCUACCGUCAGUUGAGUGUUUAUUUUUAACAAAGAAAAUGGAAACCUUGUCACAGCGAAUUUCAGCGGCCACUUUUCAGAGCCUUAAACAAAUACAGGAGAAGAACACUCAGCUUAGUAUAGAGACUGACAAGAUUUUUGAACAGAAAGAUAGCUUCAGAAAUCUACAAAAGGAACUUGCCUGUCUUGAAGAAGAAAACUUAAGAUUGAAGCAGCAGUUUACAAGUAUUUGUGAAAUGGAGCAUAAACUGGAAGAAGAUGUCAAAGAUACUACAAAGAGUGUAAUUCCUGAAUCUUUUGCUAACCAAGUAGUUCAAACCCAGAAACUGGAAGAAAUCCUUUAUGCUUUUAGAAUUGGAACUGGAAUCACAGUUCUCAAAGUGAUGGAUAAAGUUGCUCGUGUACAGUUUGAUAUUUCUCUUGAUUCUUGUUACAUGGAAAGUCUUUAUGCUGACUUUGAUGUAAGCUCUGAGCACCCAAGAAUUUUAGAGAGCAAUUUUCCAGUAUUUAUUCCUCUUGGUGUAGUUUCUGAAAAAUGGAAGGAUGAAAAAGACAUAAAAUUCUUCAUUCAAAAAGUGUAUUCUUUAUUAAAAGCUUACUUUUCCAGAAAGAAUCAAGUUCAGAUUCUCCAGGAAAAUGUUGGGGAGUUUCUUAGGUGGCCUGUUCAUGCCUCCAUGUCUUAUGACUUCUUGGAAUUUUCUCCAAUGAUUGACAUUCCUGAGGAUCUGUAUGGUACUGUAGCUCUCAAGCUAAAGUAUGGUAUCUCAGAAUGUUUCCCUAAAGAUGUAGAAGUAGAAAUCCAAGCCAGCAAGGUCAAGAGGGUGAUUUUGAUGCUUGAGCAACCCAGGAUUUCCAUAUCACUGCUCAGGAUUUAACAUCCUGGAAAGGAAACUCCAGCAUUGCAUGACAUCUUCUCAUUAUUGAAUCAAAGAAGAUUGAGAUGGCUUGGACACACUAGGCACAUUAAAGAAGAAAAAAUCACCAAAAACAUCUUGUAUAGUGAGCUGAGAUAAGAAAAAGAACAGUUGGAAGUCCCCAUCUACACUACAAGGAUGCUUGCAAAAUGGAUAUGAAAUCUUUUGAAAUUUGUGUUGACAACUGGGAAGAAGUAGCAGAAAAAUUGCAGUGCUUGGAAAAGCUGUGCAAAGGAAGGUAUGAAAAAAUUAAAAGAAAAGAGCUCAGCAAGCAAAAAAAAAAAGGACCAUCAGAGAGAAUUCAGCACAGCCUCCAUGCCGAACAACAACCUCUGCCUGCUCAAACUGCAACUGAGUAUGCUUGUCCCAAAUAGGACUAUACAGCCAAUCUCACUAGGCAUCUAGGACUUUAAGUAAUCUAAGUAAUAUUCCAGGGUAGAUUCCAAUCCUUCUCAGACAGUGGUUUUUUUUGGCAACUUAGUAAAAAUCAGCAAAAUGAUCUACAAGUUAAUUAGUAAUGUAGGCAAAAUCAUAAAUUAAUUGUACAAAAAUAUCGAAUAUUGAUUUACCUUCAGAGUAUGCUCCUUUUUAUAUUGACCAAAUGGGCACAUCCAUCAUUUACAGUUCUUAUGUACUGAACAUGAUUGUAGGAUACAUAAUGCUUUACAGCCUUCAUAAUAUUCAUAUUGGGAUUUUGUGCAGGCCAAGCCAUGGAGUACAGUUUUGUUGCAGUAUGAAUCCAUACUUAUCAGGUUUUGUUAUUUAUGGAAUGACAUGAUUUAUAAGAACUUACUUGAACCUGUCAGCAGUUAAGGUGACAUCAAUUUUAUGUACACUUCGAACUCCACUGGAUGAGAUGCAGUCUAUAGUUAUGUUGGUACCCAGCAUGGUUUACUGUACAUUCACUGUCAUACCAUUUUCUUUUCUGCCACCAGAUGAACGAUCAUUGAUAGUUGUUAAAUGAAUUGAAUUUGUAUAGAGCAUCUUCAUCCAGUUUUACUCAUCCCAUUAUUUUAAGUUUGAUUCCAAUUUCAGCCUUCUGGUUGGGUUUAUCUGUUCUAAAUGGUGGUUUUUAAGCAGUUGCACAUCUGUCGAGACCACUUCAUGCUAAUGUACAUCUUACUGUUCUGAAGGUAAUGUUCACACUUGUACUUACAGCUUGGUCAUUCAUGAGAUCUGUGCUAAAUUGUGAUAUAUUAUAUAAAGAGUAUACCCUAAAUGAGCUACUUGACAUCAUUUUUGUAAAAUUUGGGUUUUUGUAUCUCAACUGCUUCUAUUAACAUUAGUACUAGUUUCAUAUAACUUCUUCAGAGUUUUCAUACUGCUUCUUCUGAAACAUGGAAUUUUACUUCAGCCUGUUGCAUGGCAUAACUUUCAUGAGCCAAAACUAAGUCAUGCAGCAUUUCUAUCCUUGGAAUCAAAAUUCUGAUAAGGUACUCUCCCUCCGCUCAAAAGAUUAGUUUUUCUCGUUUGGUGCUGAUGCUGCCCUCUGUAUGGAAACUUUUUCAGAAACACAUGCCACAAGCCUUCAUCAUCCCUUUGUUGGAAUCCAAAGUUCUAACAUGUCUCUCAUGUGAAUCAUCAUGCGCCACCUCUCCACCAAUAGGAUAGCACUACUAUCAUGUGACUUCCUCCACGUGCCACUACUGAACUAUCAUUUCUCGUUUGGCAGCUGUCGAGUUCAGACGUUCUUUCUUACAUUGUUCAGUUACAUUGAAGUGGUUUAUUUUUUCAUUUUUCAUAAUUUUACCACACUUCACAGUUGUGAAGUUAAUAUUUUUAUUAAAGCAUUACUUCCUCAUGUUUGCCGUUUUUUCCCGCAUGUGAAUUCCAAAGUUACAGUCAUCACUUCUGGUACUUCACCAGUGUCUGAUGCCGUAUUUUCAGCCAUGGGUGACCUGUUGGGGAAUAUAUCAUUGCUCAUUCGCCAACCUCUCUUGCCUACUUCUGCCCCAUCUCCUCCUGAGCCUUUUCAGUCAGGCCAGUCUGACGAUGAUUUUGAUCGUUUCCCACACAUUCCUGUUCACUACCUUAUGAUUUAGCUCGUCUGUCUUCAGACUUUAUCUCUCAGGUAUGUGAUGUUUUGUCUCUUACACUUGUUUCUUAUGGCCCUAGACCUUCCCUCUUACAUGAAACAACUUCCCGACCCUAUUUAGUCUUUCCCCCAUCCCCCAAUAUUAGGGUUAAUGCGGACCGAUUUGCUUCUCAAUAUGCCUUGUCUCCAUGGGCGUCAGAUCAGUCUGCUCUUGCUUUUCAUUGGGUAGACUUUCCCUUUCUUGACCAACAGUUGUUGGGGUUGGUUGUACUGGUUUGGGGGCAACCUUCAUCUCACCCUCACGAUCCUGUUAAGGUAUUUUUCCUCCCUUCACCUUCUAUCAGAGGCUCUUCACUGGAACCCUGGGGAGUUUUCUGCUGAAAUUCUCUACAUCCUUACUUCUACAUUGGCUCAUCUGUCAUCUUCAGCUCUCAACGUGGUUUGUUUGUUGUUAGGACCUCUUGGGUCAUGAUGAGGUUUGGCAUAGACUUAUCUCCAGGCAGCGUUAUGUGUUUGAUUUGGUUCCUGACACUUUGGAGCCAUGGGUGGCCUUGGCCAAUCAACAUCCUUUGUCACAAUCAGGGGCCAAGUGUGGCACUGGUUCCUCUCCCCUUUCCAUCCUUUUCCUGUCCCACACUACCUUUCACUUGACAACACAUCUACCAACAGAUGUUUGUCAGUUUGGGCCCUGUGGGGGCUUGUCUCUUGAAUUUCGUUCAUCGGUGGGAAUCUUUUCUUGCCGAUGUUUGGGUUCACAGAGUGCUCUCAGAGGUAUACAUUACCCUCUUUCUCUCUCUUCCUCCCUGUUGUCUUCCUUUCUCUUUGGGAUCCCUCGACACUCCAGUGUCUGUCAAAGGCAGUUCAGGAUCUCAUCACACAAGAGGCUAUCGAACCAGCUCCACCAGGUUCAUGGGAGUUUUACUCCAACCUGUUAGUGGUUCCCAAGAAGACCAGAGACUGGCAUCCUGUCAUCGAUUUAUCCCAUCUCAAUCCAUAUGUUCAAACUCCUUGCUUUACCAUGGAGACAUACAUUUCUCUUUGGUGGGUAUUUUCUCCAGGUCUUUAGUUGAUCAAGUGGAUGUUUCCAAUGCUUAACUGCACAUUCCUGAGGCAGAGUAUUCAUGUCCAUAUCUUCAGUUUGUAAAUCAGGGGGUUGUGUACCAGUUUGCCGUCUUACCUUUUGGCCUAGCCUCAGCACCAUGCUUGUUUUGUUGUGUGAUAUGCUCCUUUGCUUGGCAUAUUCAUGCCGUUGGGCUGCACUUCCAUUUUUAUAUGAACGAAUGGCUUCUUUUUGCUCAUUCUGAACAGUAAUUGGCCUGUCACACUUCCUGGCUGAAGCUGCAUUGGUGGGCUGGUUGGUCAAAUUGGAGAAGUCUUUCCUUCAUCUUACCCAAUACCUUAUCCAUUUGGGUGUUUUCUUCAACAUCCAUCUCAGUCGGGCCCAACUUUCUCCUCUUUUGCCCCAUUCUUUGGAAUGGGCCAAUUGGAAAGCCCUGUCUGUUCCCUCACUUACAGGUUCUAUUGCUUUUGGAGAUGUGGUCCUCCAUGACCCACAUGUGAUUUCUUCAAUAAGUCCUUCACAAUCAAUGGAACCUUGCCUGGGAUCCCGUGGAUACUUUUAUAUUCCUUCCCUCAUUUCUUGUAGACAAUCUCCAUUGGUGGUUGAACAGAGUACACAUGUUGGCAGGGGUACCAUUUCCUCCUCUGGGGUCAGAUUUACAUCUGUUGACAGAUGCAUCCUUUCAGGGUUGGGGUGCCUGGGUGAAUCACCAGGAGGUUUUGGGUCAUUGGUCUGUGGAGGAGAGUUCUCUUCACAUCAAUGUUCUUGAACUCCUGGCUGUUUGUUGGGCUUUGGAUCACUUUCUUUCUUUUGACAGUGGUGGCUUAUAUCAAUCUCUAAGGUGGCACAAGAUCCAGAUCCCUGUGUUUUUGCACCAUAAAUCUUCUUUAUUGGGCUCAUACACAUUGAAUUUGUUUAAUGGCAUGUUAUGUUCUGGGUGCUUUCAAUCUUGUAGUGGUAGGAGACUAGUAGUGGUUGGUGUUGAGGGACACUCAUACCAACCCCCAUCAUGAAAGUUCCUACAGCAAGGUGUAAAAUGCCAAGCACACACAGUGUCUAUGUGACAGGAAAGCUGGAGGGCCAAAGGUGCAACUUUGUCAUAGAUUCCGCAUCUCAGCAAACCCUUGUGACCAUCAAGGUAUUAGAUCAUGAAAGAGUAUCAGAAGCCAUACAGAAGCUUUAUGGUGUGACAGGACAUUCUACAAGAUUGUGGGGACCAAUGUGGGUAACUAUUGA